CUGUCAGGGAUUUAUGGCAGUGUUAGCCAAUUGGGUGUUGGAAAUGCUAUCCUAGUUAUCCUUCAACUCUUCUUUGCUGCUAUCAUCCUUAUGUGCUUAGAUGAACUUCUUCAGGAAGGAUAUGCUUUUGGCUUCUGGAAUUUCCUUGUUCAUACUUACCAAUAUCUGUGAAAGCAUUAUCUGGAAAGACUUUAAUUCCACAACCAUCAAUACCAGGCGUUACGCCAAAUUUGAAGGUGCUAUUAUUCCUCUGUUCCAUCAUACUAUUACGAGAGCAUAUAAGAUCGGUGCCAUUCGAGAGGCGUUCUAUUAGUAAAGUCUCCCCAAUGUGACAAAUCUGCCUGCAACUGUGCUGAUCUUCCUUCGUGAUGCUAAUAAAAAAAUUAUGCUUACACUGUGAUACAACUCAACCCACGUAAUGUACAUUUAACUAUCAAGUUAGUCUCAUUUGAACUUUCAAACCUAUUGUACUUGCAAUUUACGAUUCAGCUGUUUAGCAAAUAAUGUUCGGAGUCUUGAAAAAGAAGAAAAUAGAAUAUUAAAGUGAUAAAUUGUAAGUAAGAUACCGCCAUAUUGUUAUCUCCUUCUACUCCAAGAGAGAAGAUGAAACUGUAGAUAAGCAGUAAUGAAAUGAUCAGAACAAUAGAUUACUUUUUGACCUGUGAA
Nicotiana tabacum (common tobacco) is the source of this 666-nucleotide messenger RNA. The record is from RefSeq and is a predicted model, not a curated record. NCBI's taxonomy places the organism in Eukaryota, Viridiplantae, Streptophyta, Magnoliopsida, Solanales, Solanaceae.